Messenger RNA from Trichoderma atroviride IMI 206040, 1845 nucleotides. RefSeq lists its product as uncharacterized. Gene Ontology annotation, molecular function: zinc ion binding; DNA-binding transcription factor activity, RNA polymerase II-specific. The record is from RefSeq and is a predicted model, not a curated record. Gene Ontology annotation, biological process: regulation of DNA-templated transcription. NCBI's taxonomy places the organism in Eukaryota, Fungi, Ascomycota, Sordariomycetes, Hypocreales, Hypocreaceae.
AUGGAGCCGGCAGACGAGAAUUCUAUUAAUAGCAAGAAGCGGAAGCGCUCGACGCAUCUUCCGUCACACACGAGGAUCUUGGCCGCCUGCGAUGCUUGCCGGGUCAGCAAGACGCGGUGCGAUUCUGGGCGUCCGACGUGUGCGAAAUGUGCGGAACGCGGCGUGCCCUGUCACUAUCCGGACAAGGAUCCCUUUUCAAUAUUCGAGACAUGGGGCAAGAAAAUCCUGACGGCCGUUGAAGAGCAGGGACGCCUCCUGUCUAGUUUAACAGACGGCAGUAGGAAUGGCCUCCCACCAAGCUCUGAUCAUGUGCAGCUACUGCGCCAAUUAGACAUGGAUGGAGACAAUCUGGAGACGCUGUCGCGGAAAGACACUCCAUGGACGACCAUCACCGGCUCAGACAUGAUUCUCAACUGGUCUGUCUUUCCGCAGGAGAAGCCCGUCGGAACGUUUCCUUCGUCAGAGUAUACGGAAAAGACGAAGCCGUCUCAUCUCGAAGUGUCAAAUCCGUCUCCAGAGCGCAUGUUUGAGCUGCGAGACAUUUACAUGACCAAGAUUCAAGGCAAAAACCCAAUAGUCGAUGCAGACCAACUAGACGCUCACAUCAAAUAUGUGUUGGAAAACGGCUUUGGCUGGUCCGCUACUUCAUGCCUCGUACUAUUAGUGUUUGCCCUGGCAUCAAUAUGGGGCAACUAUCCCGACGACGAGCGACGAACGGUAGAAUCCGACGAGGAACUGGACCUUAUUCCAAGGCAACGAGUGACAAUGGCUGUGCCCGACCAUCGCAUGAGAGAGUCGCUCAUGUACAUCACAAUGGCGCAGAAACGAAUGUCGACGGCGUAUCUGGACGAUUCACUACUCGGCGUGGUGUGUUUUUGUCUCUUUGGGAUGUGGUAUCAGUACAACAUUGAGCCUAUCCCGGGGUGGAAGAUGUUUCGCACCGCGUCCAUGAUGUGGGAAGCGUACAAUCUCAAACAUUCUGACGGCAAGACACGGCGGCCAAAGCAAGAAGAGAGCCUUGAACAACGAUUAUACUGGACGUGUCUAAAGUCUGAAUGCGAGGUGCGGCAUGAACUCAACGGCCUUCCUCCUUGCACGCUGCAAGAAUCCUCAUUCCCCUACUCCCUCCCUUCGUUCCCAACCAUUGAGAGCUUCAGUCCCAUGGAUCCCCACCAAGAGGCGUCCAUCAUCCAGUCCACCGAGCGGUCUUAUUACUACUACCUCGCUGAGAUUUCUCUGCGCCGCCUCCUCAACCGCACCCGCAGCGCUGCCGUCAUGCUGUCACCAACCUUCGACUCACAUACCGCCUCUCAGCUUGCCGACACUCUCCAGAAGCUUGAAGGCCAGUUGCAGCAGUGGCUCGACUGUCUGCCCUCGGCGCUGCAGUUCAACAUCCCGCCCGACUCACGGCCGCCACCAGACGAGCCCGAACUGGUGAAGUUGAUGCGUGAGCGAUACGCUGAAGUUCGAGAACUGCUCUGCCGCGCGUACCUGUACAUGUGUCUUCACGGCGGCAUGCGACUGACCCGAUCUCAGGCGGAAACCUUCGGAGCUCACGCGUCGUUGGGACUAAGGCUGAGUAUAUACCGCAUCCAGACUGAGAAUCCCUUCUUCCGCCAUCCUGGAUCGUGGGGGGCCUGUCGCGUGCGCUUCAACCAUGCUCUGUGUCUUAUUGCAGCGUAUCGGGGAAAACAGGCUGGAAUUGAGUCUGCGGCGCAUGUUGUUGUGCCGCCGCUGUGGAGAGAGUGCGUUGGGCUUGUCCAGGAGAGGCUGCAUAUCUGGAGCGAUCAGGGAGGAGGCAUUAGAGAGCUGGGCACGAUAUUGGACUGGCUAAUGGAGCAGUAG